Meriones unguiculatus (Mongolian gerbil) is the source of this 2041-nucleotide messenger RNA. It is a transcript of the gene Gm2a, whose product is annotated as ganglioside GM2 activator. Gene Ontology annotation, molecular function: enzyme activator activity; lipid carrier activity. The coding region runs from base 134 to 715 and encodes 193 amino acids. Gene Ontology annotation, biological process: lipid transport; ganglioside catabolic process. The transcript has 4 exons. The record is from RefSeq and is a predicted model, not a curated record. Gene Ontology annotation, cellular component: cytoplasmic side of plasma membrane. Lineage: Eukaryota; Metazoa; Chordata; Mammalia; Rodentia; Muridae.
GGUCCCGCCUAGGGCCUGCAAUCUCGGAGGCGCGGGGCGGAGCGCUGCGCUGCCAGGCUUUGCAUUAGCGACCUGCGGGCUUUAAAGGCAUCCGGGAUUCGCAGUGCCUAGACCUGCCGCGGGAACCGUCGCCAUGCACCGUGUGCCGCUGCUGCUCGUGCUGGGCUUGCUGCUCGCAGGCCCCGUCGCCCCUCUGCGCCUCGGCCUGAAGCGCCCUUCCCGACUCGGCAGCUUCUCCUGGGAUAACUGUGAUGAAGGAAAGGACCCCGCAGUGAUCAAGAGCCUUACACUCCAACCUGACCCCAUUGUUGUUCCUGGAGAUGUGAUUGUCAGCGCUGAGGGCAAGACCAGCGUCCCUCUCACUUCUCCUCAGAAGGUGGAGCUGACCGUGGAGAAGGAAGUGGCCGGCUUCUGGGUCAAGAUCCCCUGCGUAGAACAGCUUGGCAGCUGUACCUAUGAGGACUUCUGUGACCUGCUGAACAUGUACAUUCCCCCUGGAGAGCCCUGCCCAGAGCCCCUGCACACCUACGGGCUGCCCUGCCACUGUCCCUUCAAGGAAGGCACCUACUCACUGCCUACGAGCAACUUCACAGUGCCUGACCUGGAGCUGCCGAGCUGGCUGAGCAGUGGCAACUACCGCAUCCAGAGCAUCCUGAGCAGCGAUGGGAAGCGCCUGGGCUGCGUCAAGAUCGCCGCCUCUCUCAAGGGCAGAUAGCCUGGCAGCCACGGCCACAGAACGAAGGGGCACCACACGCCUCUUCUUCUGUGUCCCAAGGCCCAGACCUGCCCACCUCCAGCUCCAUUCCCUCUACCCUCUCUACAAAUCAGUGUGCGCCCUCUCCUGUGGGAGGAUGGACCAGGCAGGUCUGGACAUCUGCUGGGCUGUAAGCCAUGCUCCUCCCCACCCCCACCGGCUUUCCAAGAGUUUCGUUCAUGUCCGAAACAGUCAACAUGUUUGGGAAUCUUAAGUUCAAACUGACCCAAACUUGGCUUUCUAAAGUUAUCCCCACCCCGCUCUUCUUUUUAGUCACUGACUCAAAACCAGAAUAACAGAAUAUUAAUCUUUCUCAUUCCACUCUAAACCUUUCCUCCAGCAAAGAGGCCUAGGUAGUCAGUCUCAGUCUGUCCCCCCAUUAACUUCCGAGAUUAACCGCAUUGUCUUCUCAGCUUGCCCAGCCAACACCGGUGCUGAUGGAUCCUGGAGAAGCAGGGCAGCGUGUGGCAGAAACCCUGUGGGAGUUAAUAUGGGAGUUAUGGGCAAGCUCCAUUAGGCCUGGUGCUGCCCACGGGCCUUGCAGGGUGAAGCAGAAGGCCUGGGGAGCCAGAGCAAUCCCUUCCAAGCAUGACUUCCACACCUUUCCUUUUUUGGUAGGACACAUAUAAGGGAUGUGAGUCCUUAUAUCAGACAAGAAAUAAAACCAAAAACCCAACAGCACAUUUGCUCCGGUGCUAGGUGGCCGGGGGCUGGGAUGGGGAGGUGCCGUGUAGCAUGACCAGUAAGUGCCAUGUGAGAAUGUUGCCAGAUAGUCACAGUAUCUUUCUCCCUCAGGCCCCAAACCCAGGCUUUUAUAUAAAAUUUUGGAAUUUUUAACUCUUGGUAACACAUUAUUUUUUUUUAUAUAUAUGUAUAUAUAUACUGUGCAGGCCAGAGGGGCCACAUGGACUUGCCUGGGGAAAUCUGGCUCACAGGUGGCUGUUAUCUCACACCCGUUCAUCUUCUCAGUGUCAAGUUAUCCGGCAUCACCUCGUCCCUCUUCAGGGUCAAGCCUGGGGUGCCUGGCCCCAAAGAGGGCCCAGCCUGCGCUAGAGCAGGUCCAGGCAGCCUCUGAGAGCUAGGCACUGUGCCAGCGUCAGAGCCCACCGCCAUCAGGGAACAGGGACUCACACCGGAGUGGGUCACCUGGCAGCCACCAUGUGGAACAAGGAUCCCACGGAGAGAGUGGAGCCCACAUCAGGUUGCACCAUGACAACUUCCUGAGCUUUGAACAGCCCAGGUUUUGGACUGGAAGCCCAGGCUGGCAAUAAAUCUUUGUAACUUGCA